AUUGAAUCGCAACAACACUCUUUACCAUCAUCUCUAGUAUCGGUAACGAGACCGAUACAACCAAUAUCACCUCCAUCGUUGCCAUUAUCAUCUACAAAUUCAAUAAGACCCUUGGGGGAAUCGUUUGACGCGUCAGUAGACUAUCAAUCACGAGAGACAAAGCCACCAUUUUCUUAUGCGUCUUUGAUAGCUCAGGCAAUCAAUUCAUCCCCUAUCAAAAAGCUGACAUUGAGUGGCAUAUAUAAUUAUAUAACGACGCAUUAUCCCUUUUAUCAGUUGGCUCAAAACGGAUGGCAGAAUUCUAUUCGUCAUAAUCUCUCAUUAAAUAAAGCAUUCGUUAAAGUUCCACGUAACGAUAGUGAACCUGGCAAAGGCGCUUUUUGGACAAUUGACCCUGAAGCAGAAGCCCAAUUCUUAAAUGGCGUAUACAAAAGAAACCGAAGAGUAAGCCUAAAAAGCAUACGACCAGCAGCAGCAUCGACAUCACCUUAUUAUGUAAAUACAACUCCUGCUGCUGCUUCUGAAAAAUCAUCGCCAUUAUUGUUGCAUCGAAAAUCAAAAACUGAGUCGUCAGAGCGGGAUGAUGGUAGUAUUAACAACAACAAUAAUAAUGGAAGUAUGCCCUUUUCUUUUCAGAUUCCAAUUGUUAAUCAUAUUCAUCCGAAUCAUCAACUUAAUGGCACAAUGUUAAAUUCGACGAGCACAUCAAAUAAUGGGAUGAAUGGAUUGAACUCAAAUCACCAAAUUGGCUCCAAUUUAUUUCCUGUUCAAUCGUUGUCAUCACCUGGAAUACAAUUUAAUAAUGGGAUGAUUCCGAACGCGGGGAUGAUGGUUUCUUCGGAUUUAUCAUCGAAACCAAUAUCACCAACAACAAAUCUUUUGCCAUCUACGAAUAGUUCGCUUUCUCUCGCCGACAAUAACAAUGAUGAUAAUAGUGGCGAUAAUACUUAUACUCGAGUUACACAAUUAUCAAAUUCUAAAGACACAGCCUCUAACGAUAAUGUUGAACAGUCUCCAAUCGAUACAGAAAUAAUAACGACUUAUUCCCCUCCUGUGGUAAAAAAAGAAGAGAAACUCUACGAUAAGCAACAAGAACAAAAACAAUUAUCGGAAAUACCAAAAUCUCCU
Messenger RNA from Ambispora leptoticha, 1128 nucleotides. The record is from the annotation of a GenBank genome assembly. NCBI's taxonomy places the organism in Eukaryota, Fungi, Glomeromycota, Glomeromycetes, Archaeosporales, Ambisporaceae.